CCGUAUGUGUGCUGCUCCCUUUAGGUUGAAACAAGGUAUUACAGUUAGAUUUCUUGAUUGGCUCCAUGUAAGUCCCACAUCAUUUCAGAAGUCUGACGUCAUGGUCUGCAGCUCCAGUAAUGAUAACAGUCCUGUUCCCCAAGCCCCGCCCCUCUGACUUGAUUUUCACAUUUCAGCUAUGGGUGGAGUCAGCUUCCAACUUCCAUGUUUGGUUACCCUUUAAAUCCAGCAUCUUGGUUUCCUAGGGUCAAAGCAGUUUUCAGCAGAGCUAGUGGGCUCGCUACAGCAGAGCUUGCUAGCUCGAUAGAGCGGAGCUCGCUAGCUCUACCCACAGUUGCACCAUGUGAGCCCAGUUGAUGUUGAUGAACAUUUCAGACCUCUAUUACCUUUUCAAUUGGGAGAACUUAUAGAAUCAGAAACUGACAAAUACUUUAUCGUCCCAGAGUAUUACAUUUGUAGUAUAUAAUCUUUAUAUAAUCGUUAUAUUCUAAAGAUUCUUCCCCUAAUCACAGCUGAGCACCUGUUUCAGGUGUGUCGAGUCAGUUACAACAUGCCAAUAUAUUGGAAAAUAGUUAAAAAUGCUAUCCUCGUCCCCACCUGUUUUAAAUGACAUAUUUUAGGGGAAAAAAUUGAGACAAAACAGAAAUGAAAACCUUGAUUACAAAAAAAUGCAAAAGAAAACCCAACAAGUUUGUUAGCAGAAUAGAGGAACUACCACAAAGUUAAAAAAAAAAAAGUAAAGGGGAGGGGCUAAAGUGGUGACAAACAUCAGACAUAAACAUGGCUCCUAAUUUAAGAGAGAGCUGAAGCGGAGUUUGUUUCACUGAAGAUGGAGUUUCAAGACGGUGCAGACUUUUGCUUUCCCCAGUUCCUGAACAUAUCCUGCAGAAAACCUGCUUCUUUGUCAGCUGAAGCAGUGCUGGUUCAGAUAAUGCUGUUCUCCAUCUCUUUUCUUACUGUGGCUCUGAACCUGCUGGUCAUCAUCGCUGUCUCCCACUUCAGGCAGCUACACUCUCCCACCAACACCCUCCUCCUUUCUCUGGCUGUCUCAGACUUUCUUACAAGUCUCAUCUUGAUGCCAGCAGAAAUCAUCCGAAAUGUCCCCUGUUGGUUUCUUGGUGAUGCUGCGUGUUCUUUGUACAAUUCUCUGUCCUUUGUCCUCACUUCUGCCUCAGUUGGAAACAUGGUACUGAUAUCAGUUGACCGCUAUGUUGCAGUGUGUGACCCUCUUCAUUACCCAACCAAAGUCACAGAUAACAGAGUUAAGCUGAGUGUCUGUCUUUGUUGGCUUUGCUCUGUUUUUUACGGCACUUUGAUAGUGAAGGAGGACUUUGCAAACCAAGGCAGAUAUAGAUCCUGCUAUGGGGAAUGUGUGGUUACUGUUGAUUAUAUUGAAGGAACUAUAGACCUUGUUGUAAGCUUUAUUGCUCCAGUUUUUGUGAUUGUGGUUCUGUACAUGAGAGUGUUUGUGGUGGCCGUGUCUCAGGCUCGUGCCAUGCGCUCUCAUGUUACAGCCGUCACACUGCAGCCUCCAGUGACUCAAACCGUCAGGAAAUCUGAGCUGAAAGCAGCCAGGACUCUGGGAGUUCUUGUUGUUGUGUUUCUAAUGUGUUUUUGCCCUUAUUAUUGUAUUUCUCUGGCAGCAGACAACUUGCUCAAUCACUCGUUUGCAUCAUACUCCAUCUUUCUGUUCUACUUGAAUUCUACCUUUAACCCUGUGGUGUAUGCAUUGUUCUACCCCUGGUUCAGAAAAGCGGUAAAACUUGUUGUCACUCUUCAAAUACUGCAGCCUGGCUCCUGCGACACCAAUGUUUCAUAG
Oryzias melastigma (Indian medaka) is the source of this 1819-nucleotide messenger RNA. Its product is annotated as trace amine-associated receptor 13c-like. The coding region runs from base 830 to 1819 and encodes 329 amino acids. NCBI's taxonomy places the organism in Eukaryota, Metazoa, Chordata, Actinopteri, Beloniformes, Adrianichthyidae. The transcript is spliced from 2 exons. The record is from RefSeq and is a predicted model, not a curated record. Gene Ontology annotation, biological process: G protein-coupled receptor signaling pathway. Gene Ontology annotation, molecular function: trace-amine receptor activity. Gene Ontology annotation, cellular component: membrane.